AGAAAACGUUUUUUUACCAUGAAGGUUUCAAGAUAGUCAGAGCAAUGUCGUUGGCAUUAUUAAUAUUGAUUUUGUGCUAUUACGGAUCAACGGAAUACAAUGUUUUGCAGAAUGGACAGAUUCUUCGCGGUUUUCCCUCUAGAAAGACUGUCUUGACAUUUAGUUUCGGCUAUUCCAUCUCGCGCACUAUACCAUCUGUAGUUACAGUUGGCAUGCUCAUUUAUUCCAUUUUAAUGAAGCGGCCGCAACUUAGUUUUCCUUUCAUAAGCUUCUUUUUAGCUGAACUAGUGUGCGAUUUCUGUGAUGUGAUCAUAAUGAUCUGGUAUUUUUUCAAAUAUCUACAAAUACAAACCGCGUUAUUUUAUGCUGCAGGAUUUCUUCUCUUGCUCUCGACAGAAGUAUGGACAUGGCUGGAUAUUGUGUGGCUCUAUGAACACCGAAAUUCAAUUAUACUAAAUAAUGAUGAUAAACAUCAGAACAAUGAAAAUCGAUAA
This is a messenger RNA of Cyphomyrmex costatus, 494 nucleotides long. RefSeq lists its product as uncharacterized. The record is from RefSeq and is a predicted model, not a curated record. The transcript has 3 exons. Bases 45 to 494 code for a protein of 149 amino acids. NCBI's taxonomy places the organism in Eukaryota, Metazoa, Arthropoda, Insecta, Hymenoptera, Formicidae.